UGCUACCUCUUAUCGUUUCUGCCCUGGGAGUCUGGUCAGUGCUGACAGGCAAGGCGUAAAGUAGCGGUAAAGCUGCACCGAAGAAUGUGUACAAACCCGUUGUAAGGCAGCAAAAGCAUUAGUCCUAUAUAAAAUGAUGGAGAUGCAGCAUCAGGAGUCUUUGGGGAGAUGGGAUGGGCUGAGCAGCCGGGAUGCCUCCUCCAGAGCUGAAGCGAUGGAGUUCAUCUGCCAGGAGGUCAUGAGGAAAGUGGAAGCUAUCGAACCCAAAAAGGCCGCAACCCCUGCCCUAGGAAGCUCUCCCAACAGCGACCUGAACGACAUCCUGGUUCACCUUCUCAUGCUCUCCAGACGGUGCCCGUUUGAAGAUGUCAGAGGGCGCUGCACUCAGCUCCUGCGAGACAUCCAGGAUUUAGGCAUAAGGAUCCCAAGACCCCUAGGAAGCGGACCAAGCAGAUUUAUCCCUGAAAAAGAGAUUCUUCAAGUCAGUAAAGUGGACGCCAGUACGCAGGCGAUAUUUGAGGAUGCAUUUGCAGCCCUCCAUCGGCUGGACAACAUUUCCCUCGUGAUGAGCUUCCACCCACAGUACCUGGGGAGCUUUCUCCGGACGCAGCACUAUCUGCUGCAGAUGGACGGACCCCUGCCUUUGCACUAUAGGCACUACAUCUGCAUUAUGGCGGCUGCUCGCCACCAGUGCUCCUACCUGGUCAACCUGCACGUGAAUGACUUCCUUCAGGUCGGGGGGAACACCAAGUGGUUGAAUGGCCUGAACGAAGCGCCGCAGAAGCUGCAGCAGCUCGGGGAGAUCAACAAAAUCCUAGCCCACCGUCCGUGGCUUCUCACCAAGGAGCACAUCGAGCGCCUCCUGAAGACCGAGGAGCACAGCUGGUCCCUGGCAGAGCUCAUCCACGCCGUAGUCCUGCUCACCCACUACCACUCCCUCUCCUCCUUCACCUUCGGCUGCGGCAUCAUGCCAGAGAUCAACUGCGAUGGCGGACACACGUUCAGACCGCCCUCCGUUAGCCAGUACUGUGUGUGCGACAUAGCCAACGGCAACGGCCACGCCAAUCACCACGACGAUUUGCUGGGCAAUCAGGAGAUGUGCGGUGAGGUGGAAGAGCUGAUGGAGAGGAUGAAGCAGCUGCAGGAGUGCCGUGACGACGAAGAGGCCAGCCAGGAGGAGAUGGCCACUCGCUUUGAAAGGGAGAAGACGGAAAGCAUGCUGGUGGUCACGUCGGAGGACGAGGAGUGUGUCCCCUCCAGAGACAUCUCCCGUCACUUUGAGGACACCAGCUACGGCUACCAGGACUUCUCCAGGAGGGGGGAGCAGGUGCCCACGUUCAGAGCGCAGGACUACAGCUGGGAGGACCAUGGCUUCUCUCUGGUCAACAGACUGUAUCCUGAUGUGGGCCAGAUGCUGGACGAGAAGUUUCAGAUGGCCUACAACCUCACAUACAACACCAUGGCCACACAUAAGGAUGUGGACACGAGCAUGCUGCGCAGAGCCAUUUGGAACUACAUCCACUGCAUGUUUGGCAUCAGGUAUGACGACUAUGAUUAUGGGGAGAUAAAUCAGCUUCUGGACCGCAGCUUUAAGAUCUACAUCAAGACCAUGGUGUGCAGCCCUGAGAAGACCACCAAAAGAAUGUAUGAGAGUUUCUGGAGGCAGUUUCAGCACUCCGAGAAGGUCCCCGUUAAUCUGCUUCUUAUGGAAGCACGGAUGCAAGCAGAACUGUUAUACGCUCUGAGAGCGAUCACCCGCUACAUGACAUGAAGUGCUUUUGGCGUUUUUACUGUCGUCUUUGCUCUUUCUGGAACACUUCAAGAAAAA
Messenger RNA from Poecilia latipinna (sailfin molly), 1828 nucleotides. It is a transcript of the gene sesn1, whose product is annotated as sestrin 1. Gene Ontology annotation, molecular function: oxidoreductase activity, acting on peroxide as acceptor; L-leucine binding. NCBI's taxonomy places the organism in Eukaryota, Metazoa, Chordata, Actinopteri, Cyprinodontiformes, Poeciliidae. Gene Ontology annotation, cellular component: nucleus. Gene Ontology annotation, biological process: cellular response to L-leucine; regulation of response to reactive oxygen species; cellular response to leucine starvation. The record is from RefSeq and is a predicted model, not a curated record. Bases 134 to 1771 code for a protein of 545 amino acids. The transcript is spliced from 10 exons.